This is a messenger RNA of Lycium barbarum (goji berry), 726 nucleotides long. RefSeq lists its product as uncharacterized. Gene Ontology annotation, molecular function: nucleic acid binding. Gene Ontology annotation, biological process: DNA integration. The record is from RefSeq and is a predicted model, not a curated record. The transcript is spliced from 3 exons. NCBI's taxonomy places the organism in Eukaryota, Viridiplantae, Streptophyta, Magnoliopsida, Solanales, Solanaceae. Bases 1 to 726 code for a protein of 241 amino acids.
AUGGGAUAUUAUUGGCCAACGAUGGUGAAAGAUUGCUUGGACUAUGCUCAAAGAUGCAAGGCUUACGUCGUUGGUCCAUUGCCAAAAUCCUCUGGUGGACACUUGUACAUCUUGGCUGCAACCUAUUACUUCUCAAAAUGGGCCGAAGCUGUUGCUCUUAAAGAAGUGAAGAAGGAGAAUGUUGCGAACUUUAUCCGAGUAAAUAUCAUCUACCGCUUCGGCAUUCCUCGUUACAUAAUAACGGACAAUGGCAAGCCAUUUGAUAACAAAUUGAUGAACAAGAUUUGUGAUCUCUUCGGUUUCAAGCAGCGUAAAUCUUCUAUGUAUCAUGCUGCCGCCAACGGUCUAGCUGAAGCGUUCAAUAAGACUCUAUUUGAAGCAGUCCUACCACUUGAGCGGCAAAUACCUUAUUUACGACUUGCUAUUCAAGAAGGGCUCACCGAAGAGGAAAAUGCUCGAUUGCAUCUUGCAGAGUUAGAAGCACUUGAUGAGAAUAGGCUAGAGGCUCAACAAAAUCUUGAAUGUUAUCAAGCUCGUCUAUCUCGUGCCUUCAACAAAAAUGUUCGCUUGAGGUCCUUACAAGUGGGAGAUCAAGUCCUUACAAGUGGGAGAACAUCAUUUCCCAUAAGUCUGGGGGCAAAUUCACCUCAAAAUGGGAUGGACCAUAUGUCAUACAAGAAGCGUAUUCAAGUGGCGCUUACAAGCUUGUUGAUGCGGAUAGCCUGA